UCCACACUCCCUAUAAAUACUGUCGAUGUGACGUCACGGCCAUGUGACCUCAUCUUUGUCAGUGAACAAAAUGGCGCCGUACUGUGUCCUGGCAGGCCGGCUACAGCAAGUCUUGGGCUAUGGAGCUCGUAAAUACCAUAUUUCAGCCGUCAUGUGCCAGAGAGCCAAGGUGGCAAUGAGCCACUUUGAGCCCAAUGAGUAUGUCAACUAUGAGAAACUGGAAAAAACCAUACACAUUGUUCGUAAGCGUUUGGACCGUCCCCUUACAUUGUCAGAGAAGAUCGUGUAUGGUCAUAUUGAUGACCCUGUAAAACAGGAAAUAGUAAGGGGGAAGACCUACCUUCGGUUACGCCCUGAUAGGGUAGCCAUGCAGGAUGCCACAGCUCAGAUGGCCAUGAUGCAGUUCAUUAGCAGUGGGCUGCCUAAAGUGGCUGUGCCUUCAACCAUCCACUGUGACCAUCUGAUUGAGGCCCAGCUUGGUGGAGAUAAGGAUCUCAAAAGAGCAAAGGAUGUCAACCAGGAAGUUUAUAACUUUUUGGCAACUGCUGGAGCGAAAUAUGGUGUUGGUUUUUGGAAACCAGGCUCAGGCAUCAUCCAUCAGAUUAUCCUGGAAAACUAUGCAUAUCCUGGAGUUCUCCUCAUUGGUACAGACUCUCACACUCCUAAUGGCGGUGGUUUGGGGGGCGUCUGCAUCGGAGUUGGUGGGGCUGAUGCUGUAGAUGUCAUGGCCGGAAUACCCUGGGAACUGAAAUGUCCGAACGUCAUUGGUGUUAGAUUGACUGGAAAGUUAUCAGGAUGGACUUCACCAAAAGAUGUAAUUCUGAAAGUAGCGGGCAUCCUGACUGUGAAGGGUGGCACUGGAGCCAUUGUAGAAUAUCAUGGUCCCGGAGUAGACUCAAUCUCAUGUACUGGAAUGGCCACAAUCUGUAAUAUGGGGGCGGAGAUUGGUGCCACAACAUCUGUAUUCCCCUACAACCACCGCAUGAAAAAAUAUUUGGACAAAACAGGACGUUCAGAGAUUGCAUCUCUAGCAGAUGAGUUCAAGAGUAAUCUGGUACCAGAUGAAGGCUGUGAAUAUGACCAGUUGAUUGAAAUUAACUUGGAUGAGCUAAAACCAUACAUAAAUGGGCCUUUCACUCCAGACCUAGCCACACUGGUGUCUGAGGUGGGAACUGUUGCAGAACAGAAAGGAUGGCCUUUGGAUAUCAGAGUUGGUCUGAUUGGCAGUUGUACAAACUCCAGCUAUGAGGACAUGGGUCGUGCUGCAGCCGUUGCCAGACAGGCUUUAGCACACGGACUGAAGUGCAAAUCCCAGUUUACCAUAACUCCAGGCUCUGAACAAAUUAGAGCCACCAUCGAGCGAGAUGGUUAUGCCACUGUACUUCGUGAUGUGGGAGGUUUAGUGCUUGCAAAUGCUUGUGGACCUUGCAUUGGACAGUGGGAUAGGAAGGACAUUAAGAAGGGAGAGAAGAACACCAUUGUGACCUCCUAUAACAGAAACUUCACGGGAAGGAAUGAUGCAAACCCAGAGACUCAUGCCUUUGUCACAUCCCCAGAGAUAGUCACUGCUUUAUCAAUAGCUGGUACCUUAAAGUUUGACCCAGAAAAAGAUUUUCUCACUGGUGCUGAUGGGAAGAAAUUCAAACUGCAGCCACCAGAUGCAGAUGAGCUGCCGAAGUCGAGCUUUGACCCUGGUCAGGACACCUACCAAUAUCCACCGAAGGAUGGCUGCAGUGAACCUGUGGAUGUGAGUCCCUCCAGCCAGCGUCUACAGCUCCUGGAGCCUUUCGACAAAUGGGAUGGGAAAGAUCUGGUCGACAUGAAGAUUCUCAUAAAGGUGAAGGGCAAGUGCACAACAGAUCACAUUUCUGCAGCUGGCCCCUGGCUGAAAUUUAGGGGUCACUUGGACAAUAUUUCUAAUAACUUGCUGAUUGGUGCCAUCAACAUUGAGAACAACAAGGCAAACAGUGUCAAGAACUUUCUGAGCCAGGAAUAUGGAGCUGUCCCUGACACUGCUCGCUAUUAUAAGGCACAUGGAAUUAAAUGGGUGGUAAUCGGUGAUGAGAACUAUGGAGAGGGAUCCAGCAGAGAGCAUGCAGCCCUGGAGCCACGGCACUUAGGGGGCAGAGCCAUCAUUACCAAGAGCUUUGCUAGAAUUCAUGAAACCAACCUGAAGAAGCAGGGACUCCUACCUCUCACCUUCGCUGACCCAACAGACUAUGAGAAGAUUCAUCCGGAGGAUAAGAUAACAAUUGCCGGACUCAAGGAUUUGGCACCUGGGAAGCCUGUGCAGUGCAUAAUCACCCAUCAGAAUGGUAAACAAGAAACCAUCCUCCUGAAUCACACCUUCAAUGAGACACAGAUUGAAUGGUUCCAGGCCGGCAGUGCACUCAACCGUAUGAAAGAGCUUCAGCACUAGAAUCGCAUCUGGCCACAUGCUUUUUCUUUUCCAGUAACAUAGACUGUUCAGUCCCAGAAUGAUUGAUUGCAUCAGAAUGGUUAAUCACCUAACUAUACAGCAUUAUGAAAUACAUCUUAAACCGUAUUCCAAUUUUAUUUUAUUUUUCCCCCCCUUCUAAGACCUUUUCCAGGACCUGCUGCAGUAUGAUCCGUAUGCCAUGCCUGUUUCUUGUAUUUAUUGGCAAUUACUAUUGCUGCUGUGAUGUUCUCCUCCAGUCUGUGGAAAGCUUAAGAUCCAUGCUGCAACUCCAAAAGUAUAUUUUAACUCCAAAGUAGUUGUAAAACGUCCAAUCAUACAAGGAUUUUUCUAUUUCGGUCAUGCCUAAAUAAAUAUUUUUCUUGUUGCAUUGCGUCCAUUUGAACACUGUUUAAAUGGAGUUCGAUCAGCCUAUGUGACUACUACUUUACAACCGUGCAAAAUGAACAGUGGAAAUCUCUAGAUGCGUGGCUCUGUCUGUGCUGUGUUCAACAUUGUGCUGGCUUUUAUUCCAUCCUGCAAGACUUACUGUGAAACUUUACUGUCUGAUAUUGUUGGUAACAUCUUGUUGAUGCCCGAUAAGAUAAACCAUACUUUAAAGAGUAGAAAGAUCAGCUAAGGCAUUGUAAUGCUCUGUAAAGGAAAUAAAUUGUAUCUGGGGCAAAAUGUAA
Molecule: messenger RNA, 3108 nt
Organism: Pseudophryne corroboree (corroboree frog)
Lineage: Eukaryota; Metazoa; Chordata; Amphibia; Anura; Myobatrachidae
Gene: ACO2
Product: aconitase 2
Exons: 17
Coding region: 71-2419 (782 amino acids)
Biological process (GO): tricarboxylic acid cycle
Cellular component (GO): cytosol; mitochondrion
Molecular function (GO): aconitate hydratase activity; 4 iron, 4 sulfur cluster binding
Source: RefSeq, a predicted model, not a curated record